AGGAAAAUUUAUGAAAUAUAUACCAUAUUCUCAAUUUACAAAUGUAAAAGAAAUAACAGAAGGAGGAUUUAGUAUCGUAUAUCAGGCAACUUUGCUAGAUUGUUCAAAAUAUUUGUCAUUUUAAAAAGAUUUAAAAACCCUCAAUAUGUUAACAAAUAUUUUUUAAAUGAGUUAAGGUCGAAUCAUCAUUGUUAUGAUCGUUUUAGUUAUAAUAUUAUUAGAACUUUUGGUUUUACAAAAGAUCCCAAAUGGGAUGGUUACAUGUUAGUUAUGCAAUAUGCAUCGGAAGGAGAUUUACAUAAAUAUUUACAAAAGAAAUUUACAGAAAUUAAUUGGGAACAAAAAAUAUCAAUCUUAUAUGAUAUUUCACUUGGACUUCAGAAUAUUCAUCGGACAAAUUUUGUACAUCGAGAUUUACAUAGUGGUAAUAUAUUGGUAGAUUUACCAUCUUAUUACGAAACUUGUAAAAUCGGGGAUCUAGGAUUAUCGCGACAUGCAAAUGGUACCUCUUCGGAUAAUGAAAUAUAUGGAGUAGUACCUUAUAUUGCACCAGAAAUAUUUAAAGGGUCUGCAUUUUCUAAAGAAUCUGAUAUUUAUAGUCUGGGUAUGAUCAUGUGGGAACUUACGACAGGCUGUAAACCUUUUACUGACGUUGAACAUGAUCAUAGUCUUAUUUUUAAUAUUCUUGAUGGCGCACGACCUGAAAUUACAGAAGAUACACCAGAAUGUUAUACUAAUUUAAUGAAAAGUUGUUGGGAUUCUGAUCCCGAAAAAAGACCUUCUAUAGUCGAAAUUUGUAAUAUUUGUAAUUCAUGGAUUAAAGAUCAUGCUAAGAAUUUUACUCAUGCUGAAUUAAAAAGGAAAAAGUUAAUUAAAUCAAAGAAACUUGGUCCCAAGUUUGCCAAAAAACCUCAUCCAAAAUCUAUUUAUAUAAGUAGAUCAUUAAAUUCUUACAUUUCUAAAUGUUCAUCUAUCAAUUUUUCAUCAAAUGAUUACAUUUCAAAUGAAAUAGAAUUUGACAUAGAUAUCGAAAGUAAUGGAUCCAACGUAAUCAAAACUAAGCGAAAUAUUAAAGAAUUAAGUAUUAAUUCUUGUGAAAAUAAUGGAAAACGCAUUAAAAUUAAUUCCAGUUAUUCAAGGACUUCUUUCACCAUCUCUCAAAAAACAAUAAUGAAGUACUAGUAAGAGAUAGAAUAUAAUUUUCAUAUUAAACAUGUAUUUUAUAUUAUAUAUCGAUAUGUGUAUUUUAUUUAAUGAUUAGCUAGUGAUUAAGCUUUUGUAAGAAUAACUCAUUUUAUAUGUAGAUAUCACAAGACGUGUUUGUUACGAUAAAUCUUGCCAACACACAUAUUCUUUCAAUAUAUUAAAUUUAUAAUAAACAUUCUUGAUCAUGAUGGUUGUGAUGAAGUAUUAAUGCUAA
Messenger RNA from Rhizophagus irregularis DAOM 181602=DAOM 197198, 1420 nucleotides. The record is from RefSeq and is a predicted model, not a curated record. Lineage: Eukaryota; Fungi; Glomeromycota; Glomeromycetes; Glomerales; Glomeraceae.